AGCUGCUGCUGCUGCUGCUACUGAACGUCAAUAAAAAUUGUCAUAAACCCGGUCGUUCCGCCGGUGAAGGGGGCGCUCAAAUGCAACCCCCCUCCCCCCGCUGGGAAUCACCGGAACCGGAAGUGGAAUCCUAGUAGAACCGUCCUGCUCACGUGGUGCGUGUGUGUGUGUGUGUGUGCGUUUGUGUUUGGGGCCGUCCGUUUUAUAGCUUCACAGCUUCAACUGUUUUAACCUUCGGAAACAUUGGUAAAUCGGUGCACCAUGGACCAUGGGCCGAGGAUGGGUUGUGGGCUGGUAAACGAGACGAGCGGUAGGCGGAACGAUUUUCCGAUCCGUGCUCGGAGUGAUUGAUGAGUUUUCACUCAACUCUCUGGCGCAACUCUACCCCUCCUCCCCCAUGCCAUAAGGCGUCAAAUUGUGCGGAAAGUCUUCGCGGCAGUUCGGCCACCCCCUCCUCCAGUGGUGUGGAGUAGCUCCCCGUUUUCCGUGGCAUGCUGCGUGGCCAGUGAGCGAGUUACGAGCGUACGCACGGUCAUGGAUUAUUCACGCUUCGCGCCAUUAUGUCUCCGAGUGUUAUACGACUUAUGAAAAAUAAAAAGCGAAAAUAGCUUCCCCAGUUUGUGGCAUUUUACAGCAGAGUGGUGCUGGUGCUGGUGCUGGUGACUGCUUCUGUGUGUAUCUCUUCGGUGUGUGCGGAAGGAGUGUGGAAGAGAUAGCAGUUACGGAGGGAAAACUUCCUGGAAAUUGCUCACGCCGAGUGAAAGUGCUUGCGAAUCGUGUCUGACCGUGCGUGUGUGUGUGUGAAACGGGAAUGUGCAUGGUAGAGGAGAGAGGAAAGGUGUUAAACGUGGUGCUUGUGAAUGAGGUGCACUCGUGUGUGUGUGUGUGUGUGCGCAUCAUAAAUUAAAGUUAACUUCCUCCCCAUCCCUCCGGAGGUUGGUUGGCUUUCGACAUCCUCUGACACUCCGGAUCCCGUGUAGGGGGAUCGUUUGAGAUAUUGGCGCAGAGUCCCCAUCGUCAACCCGGAAGCCGGAACCACCCAUCAUCACUCCCGGGAAUAUAUACAUAUAAAAAAAGUGAAACACCACGAGUCGAGACGAGAAAGGUGGUGGAAGGAUGCUGCUGAGCAUAAACGAGGGUGCCCCAAUGUCGGAACGAAUUUGUGGCUGAAAUAUUGCUUCCGAAGCAGGUGGUGGUGUAACGACAGGAACGCGGCAACUGGAACGGAGAAGGGGAAGGGGGACCCCCCGUUGAUGAGCGGUUAUUCCGCAAAGUGGUUCGUGGUUUUAUGCGUCCUCCUUCCGCGGCGGAACCGGGAAAAAGGGUUGUGGAAUUAACUGCAGCGGAUCGUAGUGUUGUGUGUGGUUCUCGAAAUGUGCGAAACGGUCCGGUAACUGUUGUAGUAAAAGGAUAACACGAUGGAUACCAGAGCGUUGCACCUGAUCGUUGGGUUUAUCGUGGCCCUGCGUGUGACGGUGGCUGGAGAUGACUUAGGACUGCUCUCCAGUACGUUACGUGCUUUCCGUACUUUUUGCUGCGACGAUGAACUGCUUACACUCUCCUGUCCGAUCGGUACCAGCAUCUCAGUGGAGUUGGUGCAGUAUGGUGGUAGCAAAGCAGAAGCCAACGAUACCAUCCAGUGUCCGUACAGUAGCGAGCAGGACUACGGGCGCUACUAUGCAGCCGCAUCGACAGCAGCAUCACCAGCCGUUCCCUUGGUAACGCUGGACUUCACUACACCGACCGUUGCAUCGUCUGGGACGAACGUGUCAACGACGUCCGUCCUAGCGACGGCCAACACAACGGCGACGACGACGACGUCCACCAGCACCACCAUCAUAGCAGGUGGUGCUGAUCUGAUCCCAACCAUGAACGACACUCAAACCCUAGCAACCACCACGGCAACAAGCACGGUCGACAAGUGCACUCCGCUCUACGUUCUGCAGUACUCGAUCCUGCAGACGGUGGUUGAGGCUUGCCAGAAGAAGCGCCGCUGCCGGAUACAGGCAGCACCGAAAAACUUUGCCACUGCACCGUGCCCCGGCAUCCAUCGGUUGGUGGAGGUCAAUCACAAAUGUCGGCCAUUCGAGUUUCGCAGUCUGACCUCGUGCGAGAAGGACAUUGUGCGGUUGUCGUGCGGUCAGUACACCCGGAUAGCGAUCUACAGUGCCGCGUACGGUCGGACGGCCUACGAGAGCACUCAUUGCACACAGUCGGCUGCCGCUCAAGAGCAGACCUGCCUUUCGGAGCACACGAGCCACACACUGACGGAGAUCUGCCAGGGACGGCGCAAGUGUACGGUGGCGGUGGAAAGCUCAACAUUCGGCAAUCCAUGCCCCGAGAGUACCCGGGUGUACCUGAAGGUGAUCUACGCUUGCGUCUCUAGGAACGUGUUCCGGGAACGCUACAUCACGGCACCGGAGGACGACGAGCUGGACGAGCGACCGUACGAGUCGAACGAGCUGUACGAUGAGGAGCUAACACCGGCCCCGAACCAGAUCGAGGGUUCCGCCAUCGGCAAGGGUCCUCCAGGUGGUCCGCACCAUCACCACAAGUACUCGGCCAGCGGUGACUCAUCAUCGGUCAAGGCGGAAAACAUUGUCACCUUCAACAAGGAUGCUGUUGGUGGUGUUGGUAGUGGUGAGUCCGGUGGCAGUUCGCAGCAGCGUUCCGCCGGUCUACUAGCCGAUGGUCAGCUACUCAUCGUCGGUGUCGCGGUUCUGUUCUUCUGCUGCGUGUGUCUGUCGUUCGGUGCGCUGCUGGCGUACAAGAUGAAGCUAUUUCCGGCGCGUGGUAACCGGUGCGUAAAGGCCUCGGACUCGACCGACAGCCACUCGACACCCUCCAGCUACCGGCCGACGAGCGAGGACUUUGAUCUGGUCGACUGUGGACCGGAUUCACUCGUCCGUACGUCCGAGAAGUUGCCCGAGCCACCGAUGGCAACGCAAACGUUCGUGCAAGCAGCUGUCGUCACCACGACAACGGCAUCAACGACAUCAGCGUCGACGAUGACGACGGCGGCGACCGGUCCGACGCCCAUCACCACCUCCAGCCUACUGCCAGCGUUCAAGUUCGCCGAAAUGGUGCCAACGCGUGGUGCACAUCUGUCGCAGAUUUCGACCACCAUGUUCAUUCUGCCGAACUAUCUGAUGACCGACACGCCGAUAGCCGGUACCCUGUCCCAUCGGCGCCCACCACGAUCAUUACCACGGGGUCCCCUGGACGAUUCGCUCGCCACCUGCGUCCGGGCACUACCACCGCCAGCUCCGACCAUCGGCGGAAGUUGUGGCGAAAGUGAGAACCGGCUCACCAUAACGCUCGCCUCGAGCGAUCUCGGUAGUGGCAAUCAGCACCAGCUUCCUCAACCUUCCCAGGCCGGCUACUACGCUGCGCAGCACCCGCAACACCCGCAACACCCGCAACACCAUCAUCACCCAUCGCCGUCCUGUACGCAGUGUGCGGUUCUGGGCUGGUCGCCGAUACCACCGAAGGGAACUGCUGGAACUGGCACCGUACUGUACGGUGGCCCGGUAGCCACCGGCGGAACGCAUCCGACGCUGAUGUCGACGCCGGGACAUUCCGCGCAGCAGCAGUAUCAUCGCAAUCAAUCAUUAAAAUCGUCCUCGAGCGAUGGCGAUGGGCAUCCGGCGACCAUCAUCACUGGGGCCGGGGACGUGCCGGGCAAGCCGGUGGAUGGUGGUCGAGCCCUUCCCGAGUCGCAUUCUUUUUUAUGGCUGGGCUUGAGGAUCGGGCUGAUGUAAAGCUGUAGGGUAAAGCUGUCAAGAUCGACCUGCUCGAUAAUUCAUCGCGCAGCCUUUUAAACUCAUUCGCUGUAUCUGUGGUGCGCCAUGGGUUGUUCGUGUGCGUGUGCUAGGCAAUCAUGGUGGCCUAUUUACAAUCCUGUUCCGGUGACAAGCUCACAGUGUCACGAGGCACGGAGCGCGCGCGCUCGCUCGCCGUGUGUGUCAUUCCCCCCCCCCCCACCUUUGACGUCCCUCAUGAUCCCGCAUCAUGGAAUGGCGGAAGUAUCGGGGAUUUUGUAUUUCGUUUCCUCGUUCCCCCGUAGCAGCUGUACAUAUAUCCUCUAUAGCAGGAGCCGGCAGGAGCAACAUGAUUGCCUACGCCACACCAUUUCACCGGCACCACCGGCGGGCAGGAGCCUGAGCCGAGCACCCCGGAACAGCCACUGCUUGACAGCUUUACCCGAGCACACUACCAUUCCGCCCCCCCCCUCCCCUCCCGCGCCCUAGGAGCGUGACAACUUUAUCGACAAUUUGUCGAAAUGAAACCAGCACGUGGACUGGUUUGGAGAAGAUAAGGUAAAUGAAAAAAAAACCCGGACCGAAGGUAGGAAAAAGUAUCAGCAAGAGAGAGAGAGCGCCGAAGAGAAGGAUGAAAAGUGAGCGAAAAAAUAGCAAAAUCCCGCCAUGGAUGUCACAUUUACGGAUGGUUAAGUCCGCAAUUGCGAAUCGCGCAAAUCACGGCCUCGGCGGCCUCACCACCAACCACCGUCCUUUAAAGGAGCGGAACACAGCGGGGAAGGAACUGGAGAGCAAGUGAAAAAAGGAAAAUAAAAAAAGAGGGAAAAUUCGAAAGCGGUUCAACCAUCUUCACGUGGAGGCGUUCUCUAGUGUAGGACGUGUGAAGGAGCGCGCGUGUGCGGUACUUACGCGGUAGGAACAGGCCAUACGACGCGGUCGCUAAAGGGAAGCUCUAUCAUAUAGGGCAGCGCGCGCAGACAGGGGACAGGUCUCUAUCUAUCUAUCUAUCGGCCGAAAUCAGCCCGGAACCCGUGAAACCGAAUUUGAUUGCUGGGCCCUAGAGAGGGACCUACAGACCCCCGCCCCCCGAAUCAAGGUUUGUGUGGCCCCCCCUCUUCGGCGGGUCCCAUCCAUGGCCAGCAGCGGCAGCAGCAGCAGCAUGUUUUAGAACAAUUUUGUACA
Anopheles darlingi is the source of this 4943-nucleotide messenger RNA. RefSeq lists its product as uncharacterized. NCBI's taxonomy places the organism in Eukaryota, Metazoa, Arthropoda, Insecta, Diptera, Culicidae. The coding region runs from base 1419 to 3761 and encodes 780 amino acids. Gene Ontology annotation, molecular function: carbohydrate binding. The transcript is spliced from 9 exons. The record is from RefSeq and is a predicted model, not a curated record.